Ambispora leptoticha is the source of this 1560-nucleotide messenger RNA. The record is from the annotation of a GenBank genome assembly. NCBI's taxonomy places the organism in Eukaryota, Fungi, Glomeromycota, Glomeromycetes, Archaeosporales, Ambisporaceae.
AUGAGGAUUUAUAAGGAAAAUUUUCAGCUAUGCGUCAGUAUUUUAAGUUCUCUAUGUGAUACAAUUAACCCUGCAUCGCUUCAACGCGACGGAACCAGUGCAGUUUUGAUCGAUAAAAAAAUAUAUUAUAUCGGUGGCAGAACAAAAGAAAACCUCACUUCAAACGAUGAUGCAUUUCUAUUGGAUUUAUCAUCAGACUUUGCAGUAGAUGAACCAAAUUUUACAAAUUUUACUCAAGUUUCUGGACUUGAAAAUAUGGCAUCACCUACUUGGACUGCUGCUUGCCUAGGAAAAGAUAAUACUAUAUAUAUAUUUGGUGGAUCAGAUGGAUCAAAUUCGUCAUUACCCCAAACAAACACAUUAUACAAAAUAAGCCGAUCCAGCGACAAUUCUCUCAUCUGGACAGAAGUUUCAUCAAAUCAAGGAGACACGUGGCCAAGUCAACGAGAUGGAAUAGUUCCAAUUAUUGAUAAUCUUUCAAGAAUUUACGUAUGGGCUGGACGUAAUAAAAAUUUAACCCUAGAUUAUACAAUGUAUAUAUUUGAAGUGGAUAAUUGGAAAGGCUAUAUUUUGGAUAAUGCGCCGAUUCCAAGAUCAUCUUAUUCGGCUACGUUAUUAAAUGAUGGCCGAAUUAUUUAUAUUGGCGGUCAGAAUGCAACCUCAGCUUCAAAAGUGUUUAAUUUUAUGGAGCUAUUAAUAUUUGAUACCACAAAACUUAGCUGGACUAUUCAACCAUCCACAAGUGACACAAGCAUAAAAAAUCGAGCUGCACAUUCAGCAUUACUUCACUUGGAUUCCAUUUCUAUUAUUAUCUAUGGAGGAGGUUACUAUAUAGGAGGCGACAGUCCUUACGGGGAUAUUCCCGAGUCUGACUCAGUAUGGAUAUUGAAUACCAAAACUUGGUCAUGGUCCCAGCCAUCAAUUCCUAGCUUAUCCUACAUUAAUGUGACAAAAGGUCAUACUGCAGUUAUGUAUAAUGGAUAUAUGAUGAUAGCUUUAGUUAUGGAUGUCACGAAUUUAAGCUCACUGGCUUGGGAUCCUACUUACAAAGUAAGAUUACCAUCAACCACGACUACUACAGGUCCAACAAAUACACAAAGUACAAAUGCUUCAACUGAUGGAACCACUGGAAAAAAUCUUGGUCUAAUACUUGGAAUUGUUAUCGGUGGCAUCCUUCUUGUUAUCGCGGUUUUAAUGAUAUUCUUUAUAUGUCGUCGACGUAGAUCGGAGUCUUCUGCUACCCCUUAUCCUGUUACUCCUGCUACAAAUGGAAGACAUUCAGAAUAUUCGAACAAUGAACCAGUUUCCGUUACUACAAAUGGAAGACAUUCGGAAUAUUCUGCACAUUCGAACAAUGAACCAGUUUCCGUUACUACAAGUGGAAGACAUUCGGAAUAUUCUGCACAUUCGACCAAUGAACCGGUUUCUGCUAUUUUUUCAACUGUCAACACAACAGGGUUUCCAGCCCAAGUUCAGAAUACAAAUCCAUAUAAUUUUUAUCCUAAUCCAGCAUACAUGUACCAACAAUAUCCACAACAAUAUUUAUAUAAUAGACAAUGA